AUUCUGAUCAUGACAUAAUUUUAAGAAAAAUCGAGAAAAAACAAGAAAAUGGAAAAAGCAGCACUCCCUGAAACGCCAUUCCUCCGUAAAAGAGAUCCACCGACGCCGGCUAUGGAAGCAAACCAAACCAGUCAAACAAGCGUAUAGUUAUUGCUGCCAAUUGCGGUAACUGCUAGUUCUACGCAUAGACUAGGAGUGCAAUAUAGUCUACUCGAAUCAACGAGGAAAACGAACGGCUCAAUUCUUCAGAAUCCAGAGAGCGAAAGAGAGAGAGAGAGAGAGAGAGUGAAUUUCAAUGGCGGAUCGGAUGAGGAAUUAUUUGGUGAGAGAAGAAUUCUUGACCUACGCCUACAUUCUCCUCUACAUCGCCCUCUCCAGCGGUCAGAUCUUCUUCAACAAGUGGGUUUUGUCAUCAAAGGAAAUAAAUUUCCCAUACCCUCUCGGAUUAACUCUACUUCACAUGGUCUUUUCCUCUGUACUCUGUUUUGUGCUCACUAAAGUUUUGAAGAUUAUGAAAGUUGAAGAAGGGAUGACUGCGGAAAUAUAUGCUACAUCAGUCAUUCCAAUUGGUGCAAUGUUUGCAAUGACUCUAUGGCUGGGAAACACUGCUUAUCUCUAUAUAUCUGUUUCAUUUGCUCAAAUGUUGAAAGCAAUCAUGCCGGUGGCUGUUUUUAUUCUUGGAGUUGCUGCUGGACUUGAAGUAAUGAGCUGUAGAAUGCUUCUUAUAAUGUCGCUAAUAAGUUUUGGUGUUCUAGUGGCUUCGUAUGGGGAAAUUAAUAUUAACUGGAUUGGCGUGGUUUACCAAAUGGGAGGUGUUGUUGGGGAAGCUUUGAGGCUUAUAUUCAUGGAGAUUCUGGUUAAAAGGAAGGGUAUCAAACUAAACCCCAUAUCCGUCAUGUACUACGUCAGUCCAUGCAGUGCUCUUUGCUUGUUCAUUCCGUGGAUUUUCCUGGAGAAACCAAAGAUGGAUGCCCGGGGGGCAUGGAGCUUUCAACCUCUCAUCCUAACACUCAACUCUCUAUGUACUUUUGCCCUCAAUCUGUCAGUUUUCCUGGUGAUUUCACAUACAAGUGCUUUAACAAUUCGCGUUGCUGGAGUUGUAAAGGAUUGGGUGGUUGUCUUACUAUCAGCACUUCUCUUUGCCGAUACAAAGCUGACUAUUAUAAAUCUGUUUGGUUAUGGCAUUGCCAUUGCAGGUGUAGCUGCGUAUAACAAUCACAAGUUGAAAAAGGAAGCCACUCGAGGCACUUCCAACGAGUCUCAACAGGCUGAAUCUAUACCAUUGACUUCAUCAUCGACUACUGAGAAAUAGAUUAAUCGAAGCAGUCUCGCAUUUUUAGUCUGAGCUGCUUCGACUUCGGGAGGGUUUCAGAAACAACAUAGGCAGUUGUGUAAGUGAUUUGUAAAGUUGAGAAUACUUCACGUUAGUUUGCCUUGUACUAAAAGUUAGGCAGUAAUUGAAUUAGUUCGUUUUAAGAGAGAACACUCAAACAAGGUGGAAUUGUUUAUGUAAAAUUCAUAGUUAAGCUUCCAGUGAUCAAAUUCCAUAAACUUACACAUUUUGGCAACUUGAAGCGUCUUUCAUGGUAUAUGACAAUGAAUGAGUCAGGGCUCCUUUACAAA
Molecule: messenger RNA, 1623 nt
Organism: Rhododendron vialii
Lineage: Eukaryota; Viridiplantae; Streptophyta; Magnoliopsida; Ericales; Ericaceae
Product: probable sugar phosphate/phosphate translocator At3g14410
Exons: 8
Coding region: 296-1312 (338 amino acids)
Cellular component (GO): Golgi apparatus; trans-Golgi network; endosome
Molecular function (GO): antiporter activity
Source: RefSeq, a predicted model, not a curated record